Magallana angulata is the source of this 982-nucleotide messenger RNA. RefSeq lists its product as uncharacterized. Lineage: Eukaryota; Metazoa; Mollusca; Bivalvia; Ostreida; Ostreidae. The record is from RefSeq and is a predicted model, not a curated record. The transcript is spliced from 5 exons. Bases 99 to 800 code for a protein of 233 amino acids.
UAAGUCGAUUGCAUCCUGUUCUUUCUUGUUAAAAGUUGUUCUAAAGAAUUUUUUUUAAUUUUUUAUUACAGGUAUUUUCAGAGAACAUCAGUGAUAAAAUGUCUUAUGUUUUUUGUGUGGUCGUCAGUUUGAUAGGGAUGCUCGAUUUUGCAUUAUCUGUUGAAUGCAAUUCCUGCAAAGAAAACUGGGUGCUGAUUUUUCAUGCAACAAGCGGAAAUGGAGAGAGUGUUCUAAACGCAUGGAAAGCAAGGCACAACAAAUGUGACAUUGUGUCUGGAAUCUGUCCAUGUUCGAUUAGCAACGGCUGUCUGCCGCCUAAAGCCAAACUUGAAACAUUCAAACCAACCACAAAAACUUUAAGAAGUCCCUUUAUAGAUUACUGGGAUUGCCUGAAUAUCAAUAAGGUUAAAUUUGAGUUGAAUGUUCAAGGGGACACAGUAGCUUUUAUUGAAUUUGAUGGAAGAAAUUCGAACUUUCUAAACUGGUUUCACAACAGCAGGAUUUUGAAUUCUAGUUGGACCGAUGUGUAUAAAAGUCAAACUUACAAUUUUUUUUCAAUUGACAAAGAAACAAAGUUUUACAGACACUUUUUCAUCAAUAAAAGUUACGGAGGAUGCCCUCAGGAUUUUGGAUGGUUAGCUGUAAAAGAUUCUGAUAAUUUCUCUAUUGCCUGUGAUUGGGAUAAACAUAGCACUUUUCCUCAAUUUUUGUACAGUCGAAAUGGAAAAAUCACAAGAUGGAACAAUAUGGAAUUUGGGAAAGCGGAAGUUCUCAACAUCUACGUCCAAAUGGGAUAUUAGUCUUGUCUGAGUUCAAUAAAUGUAUUGUCAUUCAUGAUGGGAGGUGUUGGUAUCUAAGGUAUAGGUACAUGUGCAAAGGCUUAACAGUCAAUAGAACAGUAUUUUGCAAAUAUGUUUCCCAUAUGAACCUAUAGAAUAGCGAAAACAACCCAUUCUGUGUGAACUUUUCCUGACAUCACAAU